Messenger RNA from Bathycoccus prasinos, 843 nucleotides. RefSeq lists its product with no specific name. Gene Ontology annotation, cellular component: mitochondrial membrane. The record is from RefSeq and is a predicted model, not a curated record. Gene Ontology annotation, biological process: mitochondrial proton-transporting ATP synthase complex assembly. Lineage: Eukaryota; Viridiplantae; Chlorophyta; Mamiellophyceae; Mamiellales; Bathycoccaceae. The transcript has a single exon. Bases 1 to 843 code for a protein of 280 amino acids.
AUGCUUCGAACGCUCGUCGCGCGACACGCGGCAAGGAGUCGAAUAGUGCUCAUCAACAGCAGUAGCGACUUUAACGUCGGGGUGUUUUUUCUCCGGGAGCACUGUUCUCGUGGUCGAUUCUUUGGUGGCGUCGCGUUCACGCAACAACAACAACAAAAACAGCCAAAAACAACAGAAGUCGUGACAUCAUCAUCAAAAGCGGUAAAAACGACGAGGAAAAGUGAGGAGACGAAUAGAAGACGAAUGUCUUCUUCUCCUUCUUCGCGCGAUGAUAAUGAUGAUGACGACAACACGCAGUUAUUGAAUGCUAAAUACGGUGAAAAUAUAUACACCGGAGCGUUCUCGAAAACCGUGAAACGAGUAAAAAUGCUCUCCUUGGGCUCCUUAGGGGCAACCGUCUUCGGCUGUCCUUUACUCAUAGAACUGUCCUCCGGGGCGAGCUUAGAUAUGUCCUCGAAAAUCGUAUUAGCCGGAAGUAUGAGCAGCAUCGGCCUGUUUACCACGGUAAUGUUGCAAUGGUUCGUCAAUCCGUACGUUCGACGGUUAUGGGUCGACUCCGAGACGAAAACAAAAGUCACCGCGGAGAAGACGAGUUUGUUGUUGCAAACGUAUUACGCCAAAUUCGAGUUGAAAGAUAUGGGAGUGUGCGAAUCGAGUCACCCGCUGGUCACGUGGGAGGCGAACGGAGAGAAAUUUUACGUGGAACCUGCGUCGACGUCGGAAGAGACGUAUAAGUUGUUGGAAUUGCAACGGUUUGAACCGGACACGUCGAAAGACGCGCCGAUGGGAUACGACGACGACGAAGACGACGACGACGGACGCGAGAAGAAUAAAAACACCUAG